AAUCCCUAACCUGUCCUCAUCUCCUCUUUUGAUCAGUCUGAGUUUUUCUCCCUUUUCUCGCAGCAAUGGUAAACCCUAAGGUCUUUUUCGAUAUGACCAUCGGCGGUCAACCGGCUGGCCGGAUUGUCAUGGAGCUUUUCGCCGACACCACCCCCAGGACCGCCGAGAACUUCCGCGCUCUCUGCACCGGCGAGAAGGGAGUCGGUCGCAGCGGCAAGCCGCUUCACUACAAGGGCUCCGCCUUCCACCGCGUGAUCCCCAGCUUCAUGUGCCAGGGAGGUGAUUUCACCGCUGGAAAUGGCACCGGUGGCGAGUCGAUUUACGGUGCCAAGUUCGCUGAUGAGAACUUCAUCAAGAAGCACACCGGUCCUGGUAUCCUCUCCAUGGCUAAUGCUGGGCCGGGAACCAACGGAUCUCAGUUCUUCAUCUGCACUGCCAAGACCGAGUGGCUCGACGGCAAGCACGUGGUGUUCGGCCAAGUCGUGGAGGGCCUGAAUGUGGUGAAGGAGAUCGAGAAGGUCGGAUCUAGCUCUGGCAGGACCGCCAGGCCGGUGGUGAUUGCUGACUGCGGUCAACUCUCUUAGACUGCUGCGGCCUUGCUUUGUGGUGGCUCUGAUCUGGAAACCUGAACCUUUAUGCUGUGUCUUCUUGUCGCUGUCUCGAGCUUUUAUUUAUCUUGAACUCUCGGUUUACUAGUGUCUUAGGAAUUGGGGUUGUGGUUAUGAUGAAGGUGCUCUGGAUCAUAUGAAACUUUUUACUCUUUUUCGUAAAAGUUGGUAUGUGAUGAUGAUAUAAAUGAGCUGCCUACCCGGAAUAAAAGUAGAAUUAUUGACCAUAUAUAA
This is a messenger RNA of Neltuma alba, 842 nucleotides long. RefSeq names its product peptidyl-prolyl cis-trans isomerase 1. The record is from RefSeq and is a predicted model, not a curated record. Gene Ontology annotation, molecular function: peptidyl-prolyl cis-trans isomerase activity; cyclosporin A binding. Gene Ontology annotation, biological process: protein peptidyl-prolyl isomerization; protein folding. Bases 66 to 584 code for a protein of 172 amino acids. The transcript has a single exon. Lineage: Eukaryota; Viridiplantae; Streptophyta; Magnoliopsida; Fabales; Fabaceae. Gene Ontology annotation, cellular component: plasma membrane; cytosol; cytoplasm.